This is a messenger RNA of Talaromyces stipitatus ATCC 10500, 756 nucleotides long. RefSeq lists its product as uncharacterized. The transcript is spliced from 3 exons. Lineage: Eukaryota; Fungi; Ascomycota; Eurotiomycetes; Eurotiales; Trichocomaceae. The coding region runs from base 1 to 756 and encodes 251 amino acids. The record is from RefSeq and is a predicted model, not a curated record.
AUGGCUGACACUAAGCGCCAAAGCACAGGCGCCAAAGCCCAGAAUCAACAGGCUACGGGCUCUGGUGCAGCCACUCCUCCGUCAGAGGAAACAUUAAGCAAAGCUAUCGGUGCACGCAUCCGCAUUACGACAGCAACUCCAAACACAUCCACCAUUGAAGGUACUUUAUUCACGGCCUGCCCAAUAACGAACCUCGUUGCUAUCAACACCUCAAACCAAGCAUCACCGAACCCCACAAGCUCAAUCCAGUCCGGCGAUUACCAUAUCAUACCCACAUCUCGCAUCCAAUCCUUCCAGGUCAUUUCCCCAGCUCCAGCUGUCGUUGAUGGAGCCCCGUCACUCCAAACUCUAGAGACUCGUGCAUUGAAAGCGCGGGAAGCCAAUGCCAUAUUUAAGUUACAAGAAGCUGAGGCUAGGCGUGGUAAAGGUGUGACGCGAGAGGCACAAGAUAUUUUUGAUGCUUUUAGCCGAACCAUGCCUGCAAGAUGGGACGCUACCAGUAUUGUCGUUGCGGAUGCUGUGGUUAUCGCCAAACCAUAUCGAGUGGAUGAUUGUCGGGCUUUGGUUGCGGGUGAUUCCGCCGCAUUGACUCGUGUCCGCAAAGUGUUGGAAAUGGAGCGCAAGAAGAUCGAACUUCGCAACGCAAGCGCUGCAAUCGGAAAUAGCAAUCAAUUCAUGCGACAGAAUAGAGACCGAGUUGUAGUGCCUAGUCGCUUUGAUAAUUCGCCCGCCCCUGCACCAAGGAAAGGUGGUUAG